Labrus mixtus (cuckoo wrasse) is the source of this 4964-nucleotide messenger RNA. RefSeq names its product A disintegrin and metalloproteinase with thrombospondin motifs 8-like. Gene Ontology annotation, molecular function: metalloendopeptidase activity; zinc ion binding. The record is from RefSeq and is a predicted model, not a curated record. Lineage: Eukaryota; Metazoa; Chordata; Actinopteri; Labriformes; Labridae. The transcript is spliced from 9 exons. Bases 403 to 3240 code for a protein of 945 amino acids. Gene Ontology annotation, biological process: extracellular matrix organization; proteolysis.
UCUCAUUGGAUCCGUUUUAUCCGCGAGUGUCUCGUGAAGUGCGAGAGUGGGAGGAGAAUUUCCAGCAACGCAGGAUAUCAAAAAUAAACCCCCUCAUGUCAGGGAAGAGCAGAAAGUAUAAAUACCCCCGAAGUGUCCAGACUGCAGCGGUGCUGGUGAGUGGCACAACAAGGCUUGGAUAGAUUAGAAACGACAACUCAAAACAGACUGAAGUUUAAAACUAGUCAAACUUCGAUGACCCAGACUGGCUCUACAGCACUGAAAUCACUUUCGAUUUGUAAAGAUUCAAGAGGACUCUCUUUUGAUUGGAGACGACGCUCAACUUACCAAACAGAUCAAGGACAUAUACUGAAAUAAAUUGUUUAUUUUUGCGACUCUUGAUUGCACUUCAAGUUGCAGAAGAUGUGUUCCACUUUGUGUUGUUUCUUUUUAUUCCUGUGCGUAAUACACGCGACACUUUCCACGCCAUUUGAAUCAGAGGAUGUUGUACCUGUGCGGAUAAAUGGAAGAAUUAGAGGUCGAUUUUGGAAAAGAAGCGAGGAACAGCCGACAUUUAUCCUUAGCGCAUUUGGCAAGGACAUGACUAUAAAUCUCAUUCCAGACACUAGUUUCAUCGCACCUUCCUUCACCAUACAGCGCAUCAAAGCCAGAGAUGUUGGCGCUUUACGCAGCGCUUCAGGUGUCCGACCUGCCGCGGCUCUCCAGGGUUUGAUGAACCAGACAGUGGAGAGUGAAGGAUAUCUGAGGAGCUGCUUUUACUCCGGGAAUGUGGAUCAUGAUCGGAACUCGGUUGUGUCGGUCAGCUUGUGCUCGGGCAUCUUUGGCUCCUUCAUAACGGAGGGGAAAGAGUAUUUAAUUGAGCCCAAACUUCGAGGCGGUAUGGGGCCAGACUCUGGAGAGCAGCUGCAUGUCAUCAAGAGGAGGACAUUCACUAAAAGCCACGGUCUUCCCCUGCUGUUUGAUCACGCGGCAGCGGAGAGCCGAGCAGAUAAGCACAAUGGGGAAAGUUUUACGCACACCGACAGUGACGCACGGAGGGAACCUCGCCGGAGACGCUUUGUUUCCGCGCCACGGUUCAUAGAAACGCUGGUGGUGGCAGACUCAACCAUGACCCACUUCUAUGGAGAUGAAAUAAAGCACUACAUCCUAACCCUGAUGUCGAUGGCCGCCCAGCUGUACAAGCACCCGAGCAUAAAGAACUCGGUAAACAUCGUGUUGGUGAAGAUGCUGGUGGUGGAGGAUGAGGAGGUCGGCCCAGAGGUCUCCAGCAACGGAGGCGUGGCUCUGAGGAACUUCUGCUCCUGGCAGCAGCUCUUCAACCCGCCGAGCCAGAGACAUCCAGAGCACUAUGACACGGCCAUGCUCUUCACCAGAGAGGACAUCUGCGGACAGAGGAGCUGCGACACGUUGGGCGUGGCUGAUGUCGGGACGAUGUGUGACCCUAAGAGGAGCUGCUCAGUCAUUGAGGACAACGGACUGCAAGCUUCCUUCACAGCUGCACAUGAGCUCGGUCAUGUGUUGAGUAUGCCUCAUGAUGACUCCAAGACCUGCGAGAGGCUGUUUGGAGAUCUGGGAGGACAUUACCUGAUGGCUCCUCUGUUUGUCAGCCUCAACAAGACUGCACCUUGGUCUCCCUGCAGCGCUCUCUACGUCACAGAGUUCUUUGACAACGGACACGGGGACUGCCUGCUGGACGUCCCAGAGAGCGCCAUGUCGUUACCCAGAGAGCUGCCAGGCACCAAGUACAGCCUGGACCAGCAGUGCCAGCAGAUAUUUGGAGAGGAGUUCAUCCACUGUCCCAACACCUCAGACAGUGAUAUCUGCAGCCAGCUGUGGUGUCAGGAGGACGGAACAAUGCAGUGCUCCAGCAAGAACGGCAGCUUGCCGUGGGCCGACGGCACCGCCUGUGGCAUCAACAAGACCUGCCUCCACGGAGCGUGCAUGCCCACCCAGGAGGUGAUGCAGCCUCUGGUGGUUGUGGACGGUGGCUGGAGCGAAUGGGGAGCGUGGCAGCAGUGCUCCAGGACGUGUGGAGGAGGGGUGGAGUUCUCCUACAGGGAGUGCACCGACCCGGUGCCGCAGAAUGGAGGAAAAUACUGUGAGGGACAGCGGGUUCAGUACCAGUCCUGUAACGCACAACCCUGUGACAACAACCAAGGUAAGAGUUUCCGAGAGGAGCAGUGUGAGAAGUACAACAGCCCCAACUACCUGGACUUCAAUGGGAAUAUGAAACAGUGGAUACCAAAGUACGCCGGUGUUUCCCCCAGAGACCGAUGUAAGCUGUUCUGCAGAGCCAGAGGCAGCAGUGAAUUUAAAGUGUUUGAAUCCAAGGUGAUCGAUGGGACAACCUGUGGGCCUGACACCACAUCGGUGUGUGUCCAAGGUCAGUGUGUGAAGGCAGGAUGCGACCAGGUGAUCGGGUCCAACAAGAGAGUCGACAAGUGUGGAGUGUGUGGAGGAAGUGGACUCACCUGUAGAAAGAUCACAGGCUCCUACAACAAAGCAACCUAUGGUUACAGUGACAUUGUCACGAUUCCUGUUGGAGCGACUAACAUCGACAUCAAACAGCGGAGUAACAGGGAAAUCAAACAUGAUGGGAACUACCUGGCUAUAAAGAGAGAGGGCGGCGGUUAUAUCCUCAACGGUAACUUCUCGGUGUCUACGGUGGAGCAGGACAUUCCUGUGCUGGGUGCAGUGUUAAAGUACAGUGGCUCCUCCACCACACUGGAGAGAAUCCAGAGCUUCAGGCAGCUGAAGGAGGCCAUCACCAUCCAGAUCCUGGCUACAGCCGGGGACGCCAACCCCCCAAAGGUCAAAUACACCUUUUUCAUCCCCAAAGAUGUGUCCUUCAACAAAUCAAAGGAGAAGAAGUCUUUGCACAUGAUCCAACCGUUUGGCGUGCCUGACUGGGUGCUGGGCGAGUGGUCCGAGUGCUCCAAGAGCUGUGGCUCCGGGUGGUCCAGGAGAAACGUUGAAUGCAGAGACAGCGCGGGCUUCCUCUCCAGCCAGUGUGACAAAGACCUAAAGCCCAUAGACAUCAGGGCCUGUGGGGAUCUGCCAUGCCCCAUUUGGCAGAUGGGACCUUGGUCCGCCUGCUCACGAACUUGUGGUCAGGGCGAGCGCCGGCGCAGCGUCUUCUGCAUAGACUACACUGGGAAGACUGUUGAGUCAGAGAAGUGUGAUCCAAAGAAAAUGCCAGAACCGGUCUCUGGAGAAUGUCUCAACCAAGAGUGCUUAUGAGGGACAAGAGAACGGUGAACUUUGCCAUUUUGGUCUGAUUAAACUUACUCAACAUGGAUGGAUUACAGAAUGGACAGACUGGGCGCAGGUUAAGAGUCCAAGUGGGCAAAGGGUAUGGUAUGCAUAAAACGGCCUAACAACAUAAAGCAAACAACAAAAAACAGCGAGAAAGAGACACAGAGAUGAACACAAAGACAAAGGAAUUACAGAGAACAGAGUGACCACAAAGACAUUAAAAGUAGCAAAAAAGAGUUACAAAUGUCAGUGAUGAGAUUUAAUAUAACCACAAUGACACGUCCAACUAUCACAGAUGACACAAAGAGACCACAUAGAGACAAUAGCAACAAAAGAACAACAGAGAGAUAAAUACAUCAAUGUCACAAAAAGACAGAAAAAACUUGAGGUUGCUCUUGUGUCUCUGCGUUUCUGAGUUUUAAGUUCAACUGCAAAUGUGUUUGAACGUUUGUAGUCGUUUUGUGUUUCUUUCAGUUUGUGAAAAAAAAACUGCUUUUGGCCUUUAAAUUGUCUGUGCCCAGGGGCCCAUGACCACAUUAUCCAUCCAUGUUCAUUUGACGUUACUUCCCAGGCUCUUGCCUAAAUAUAGUUUCUUUUGUUGACAUUUUACAACCACUAUUGAGAACCGAAACAAAGGAAAUCUACCUCAGGAUGUACAUGUGAUGCUAUGUAAAGAUGCUACAUGAAGGUGCUGUGUGUGCGUGUUUUCUCCAGAAAGAGAAGUUUUCGAGUCCCACUUUAAACAGAAACUUUUGGUAUGAAGUCUGGUAUAAUCUGCAAUGAUUCUUUUUUAUUUCAGUUUUGCUGUCACUUAGAGUGGGGUUAGAACAAAGGCAUUAAACCUGCUGUCAAACACCAGCACAGUGUAAAUAUACCUCUGUAAGUGUCUUCCACAGAACUCAAACCCCCAUAAUGCUUUGAUCGAGCCUUUCAACUUUUACUGAGGUAGGUACAUACGAUCAAUGCAAUGGGACUUUUAACCUCUGGGAAAUGCGCUCCUGUUGGAUUUACUUCUUUUUUCUUUAUACAUCCCAAAUGAGAUGAGUGAUUAUCAUUUUGAUUAAGAUUGGAUUAUUAAACUUUGGGGAAACCAAUCGGCGACCUCGAAUCUGACCCAAUAUCUUUGGCUAAAAUGUGCCAGUUAGAAAACUUGGUUCCAUUUCUGAACCAGACGUGUAGUAUUUAUAGAAAGAGUUUGAGUUUACACGGUGUGUAAAAGGUUUAGUCUAGAUGAUGACGAGUCAUUUAUAACCAGAAAAACCUUCGACAGAGAAUUUCCCUCUACCUUGUGGUUGAACGUAGUGGGAACAGUUGAGGCAAUGAAUGCUUCUUUUGGAGAUAUUGUACAUGAAAUGAUAACCACAUUAUCAUCCAUAUGGAAAAUAGUAUUGAUUUUAUUCAAUUCCAAACUUGUAUUUGUAAAUGCAUCGUAUGCAAACACUCACAGUUGUUUCCAGACUCUCGUAUGUAUAUUUGAGUUCUUCAUUCCUGUUGUUAAUUUACAGUAUGCUAUCAAAACAAAACAGACUGAGCAUUAGGCUAAAUAUCCCUUCAGUGAAGGACCAUGCUAUUUUAUUAUAACAGCUUCCUUUUUAAGCUAUUUAUUUUUGUACAAUGUGUACCUUGUAUGUGUAAUUAACAUGGCAGAUGCUGUCUGAGAUUUUUUUUCAUAAAAAUGGUCAAAUAAACACAUUUAUGUCCAAACAUGA